UCUCCGUCUUUGCUUAUGUCACAAGAGUUUCCUCGGGUUCUUUAUCUCUCUCUCUCUCUCUCUCUCUAUAUUUCUGUGAGUCCCGUCUCUGAAGUCUCUGACUGAUCGGUAUAAACAGGACAUGAACUCUUCCCACAUUUAAAGCGCAAUCUUUCCUCUUCCCCUUUCCCUUUCACUGAGAAUACAGAAAGAAAACCAAAUCCAAACCUCUUUUCCAUCUCUCUCUCUCUCCUUUCAUCUUUUCCCUCUCACUUUCCCGCUGGUUUCCAUUUUAUGCCCUGCCUCCUCCUCCUCCGUUUUCAUCACUCAAAAGGGAAGAAAAAAGAACCCAUCUUUUUUUUUAUUCCACCCUUUAUUCCCUGCUAUAUUUAUCUCACCGAUUCCGCUGCAAUUUCCCAGAGAGAAAUGGGAUUUUCCGGGAAAUCUCAGCCGGUGGAUCACAUGGGUUUCGAUUCCGACCCUAAAAAAUCAUGGGUCGUCGCCGGAAUCUCACUACGUGCGCCGUUAAAGCCGUUGUAUACAAAUCCGGUAGAGCAAGUUGACGGGGAAGAGUGCUCGACGACUCCCACGGCGGAAGAAGCCAGGAUUCCGGCGAGGCUGACGUGUCCGCCUCCUCCCAGAAAACGUAAAGCUGCUGCUGCUUCGAAAUGCAAAUUUAAUGGUGCUCGGGAGUUCUUCACUCCUCCAGAUUUAGAAACCGUGUUUAUACGACGCCAUGUUGAAAGGGCCAACUGACUUUUGAAAGUUUCGAAUUUAAGAUGCACUUCUGGCUCCAAUUUCUUUGCCUUUUUUUAGUUUUUGUUGCAUUUUUUUUUUAGUCUGAAGUGAUGGUCUUUAGGAUCUUUGUAUUCGGAAGGUAGCUAGGAGAUCAUUAUGUAUAGGGUAAUUAUUAUAAAUAAAUAAAACUUCAGAUCUUAGCUUAAUUGCUUCAUGAA
Molecule: messenger RNA, 935 nt
Organism: Malus domestica (apple)
Lineage: Eukaryota; Viridiplantae; Streptophyta; Magnoliopsida; Rosales; Rosaceae
Product: cyclin-dependent protein kinase inhibitor SMR6-like
Biological process (GO): regulation of DNA endoreduplication
Cellular component (GO): nucleus
Source: RefSeq, a predicted model, not a curated record